AUGUCGACCGGAAAGCGUACUCGCAGAACCGUGUAUUCAGAUAGUGAUGCCGAAGAAACGGCGGCAGCUAAACAGAAGGAAACAAGAGCAAAUUCAAAGAGGGCGCGUCGUUCCGUAACUGAAGAAAUCGAUGAGUUUCCUGAUGAUAUGAACGUGGAAGAUGAAGAUUUUGAGGAGGAGUUCGAUAAGGAAGCAGCAGAAGAAUUAGAAAAGAUUAGGUUAAGACGAAGAAGUUCCGCAGGGGCUACUGCAGAAUCGGGUGUAAUUGAGUCUAUCGAACUGGUCAACUUCAUGUGUCACAAGUUUCUUAAAGUUGCUUUUGGACCUAAAAUUAAUUUCAUCAUCGGACACAACGGAAGUGGUAAAAGUGCCAUCCUAACAGGAAUCACAGUUUGCCUUGGCGGUAAAGCUAACGUCACUAAUCGUGCGUCAAAUUUAAAGUCCCUUAUUCGAGAAGGAGCAAGUGUUGGACAAGUAACGUUGAAGUUGCGCAAUCGUGGAGCAGAUGCAUAUCGACCUGAAACGUAUGGUGAUUCGAUUAUUAUUGAACGUAGAAUUAGUCAUGACGGAAGCAAUGGAUAUAAAAUUAAAACUCAUGAAGGAAAGCUUGUUUCUGGAAAAAGAGACGAGUUGAAUGCCAUAUUGGAUCACAUGGCAAUUCAAGUGGACAACCCCUUGAACGUAUUAUCACAAGAUACAGCGCGUCAAUUUUUACAAUCUUCGAGUUCUGAAGAUAAAUAUAAGUUUUUUAUGAAAGGAACGCAGCUGACCCAAUUGAGUGAAGAUUAUGAACUUAUAAGAGAAAGUAUUGAAAUAACACUAAACAUAAUUAAACAUAAAAAAGAGGUGCUACCCGACUUACACAAACAAGCAAAGGAAGCCGAAGCCAGAUAUCAGGACAUACAGAAAGCACGGGAGCUUGGACUUAGAGUAUCAUCAUUAAAGGAUCAGAUGGCAUGGGCACAAGUUGAGGAAAAAGAGAAGGAGGUUUCCGCUGCUGAAGCUGACUUGAAAAAAGCAAAAAAACGAGUCCUUACUGUGCAAAAAAACCUUGAAAAAGAGCAAGCACAAUUGGACGAUAUAAAUGCCGCCAUAUCCACGUUGGAAGAGCAAUAUAAUGAACAUGUAGGAAUUACUAAACCGCUGCAGGAUCGCAAAAAAGAAUUAAAUAAGAUAAUUAAGGAGAAUGCUGAUCAGUUACGCGAGAUUUCAACGGACGAAAGGGACGUCAACGAUAACAUCAUAAAUUUAAAAAAAUCAAUAGAAAAAUAUCAAGAGAAGAUAAAUGAAGAAGCUCUUAAGCUAAGAGAAGACAACCGUCAAAAGCGAGAUGACAUUUUAAAUGCCAUAAGAGUAAGGGAAGAAGAGAUCAACAGAAUAACUUGUAGAAAUCGUGAAUUACAAACAAGAUUAGAAAAUUUGCAUGAUAAAAAAGAACACAUUCGUAAUGAGAGGCGUUCCAUGGAAAUUCGUGCUCGUAGCACCCGCGAGGAAAUCGAACGAUACGAAAAUCUUAAGCAACAACUGAUUGAUCAGAAAAGCAAUCAUCUGAGAGUCUUUGGAUCUUCUAUACCUGAAGUACUCGAGGCUAUUGAUCGUUUCAAUCAUUGGAAGAAGAAGCCUGUGGGACCUUUUGGAAGAUAUAUUAAAUUAUUAAAGCCAAAAUGGAGUAAUACUUUGGAGUCUGUGAUCGGUAACUCGCUAACAGCUUUUUCUGUUCAAGAUUAUCAUGAUCAACAAGUGUUAUCGAAGAUAAUGGCUGACUUUAAAUGUAAUUCACCUAUUAUUGUUGGCGAAUAUGAUAAAUUUGACUAUUCUUCCGGAGAGCCUUCCGAUGAAUUUUUGACAAUUCUUCGAGUUCUACAGAUUGACGAUGAAAACAUAAAAAGGCAACUUAUUAAUCAAUAUCGUAUAGAAUCCAUCAUACUUGUUGAACGGAGAGAUGAAGCUGACAAAAUAAUGCACAAUAGCGGAAGAGGGUUUCCUCAUAAUGUGGACGGAUGUUAUACGAUGGACGGAUAUAAAGUUGGGCACAGAGGUGGCGGUUUUUUAACUCAGUCGAUAAGAGCAUAUAGAGGACCAGCAAGGUUUACGCCUGAUGUUGACAGUCAGAUCAGAGAUGCUGAAAGAAUGCGUAAGGAAGCAUCUACUAUGCAUUUUCGAUAUGUCUCUGAGCUGGAAAAGGCUGAUCAGGAACUAAAAAAUGUGCAAGUCGAACAACAAAAGAUACAUGCCGAAAUCGCAGAGAAUCAACAUCAGGGAAGAAGUCUGAAUGAGGAGAUUAUUCAAUAUAAAGAAAAAUUACAGGAAGAUGAAUCUGCUAGUAUCACGGCUUUAGAAGAUGCAAUACAAGAGGCCGAACAACACAUAAAAAUGUCUAAGAAAAAUUAUGCAGCAUUACAAGAGAACAAAGUCCGCAUAAAUCAAAGUCAAUUACCGUUAGUGACUGAAAUUGAGAAAGUGGGUAGACGCUUAAUUUCGAUGUCCGAUGAAUCGCGUGUCAUCAAUGAACAACUGGAAGAACAAGUUGGUCUUCGAGUUACCCAUGCUAACAAUAAGGAACACUGGGUGAAAAAAUUAGCAAUAGAACAACAAAAAGUUGAUGUUGUAGAAGAAGAACUCAGAAAGAGAAAGUGUGAACUUGAGGACUGGACUAAACAAGCGGAAGAUUAUUGUCCUGAACGUGUGGAGGUAACAAAGUCAGCCCAUGAAUUGGAUCGAGAAAUAAAACAAAUUCAAAAUAGACUGCGUGAAAGAGAGAAGGAACAAGGAUUUAGUCUAGAAGAAAUUGCUUCAGACGUGACUGCUAAAUGUGAAUCAUAUCGGAGAGCGAAAAGAGAAAUUGCACAUAUGGAACAAUUUAUCAAGGAUCUCAAAGAAGCUUUGCAAACACGUAUGAAAAAAUGGAGAAAUUUCCGUACUUAUAUCUCUAUUCGUGCGAGGUGGCAAUUUUUAUUCCAGUUAACCAAGCGCGGCUAUGCUGGAAAACUACUUUUUGACCAUCCAAAUAAGACGCUGAAGAUCAGAGUUCAAGUUGAUGAACAAUUGAAUCAAGGUUCUGAUAAGGAUCCUAAGUCAUUAUCCGGUGGAGAAAAAUCGUUUUCUACUAUAUGUUUUCUUCUUUCUCUAUGGGAGGCCAUGGGAUGCCCGAUUCGGUGCCUUGAUGAAUUUGACGUCUUUAUGGACGCCGUUAAUCGUAGAAUUAGCAUGAAAAUGAUGAUUGAAACAGCAAGGGAAUCGGAUUGUACACAAUAUAUUUUGAUCACCCCUCAAGAUGCUAGUAGCGUUUCUCCUGGACCUGACGUUCGCGUUCAUCGAUUGCAAGAUCCAGAAAGAGGUCAAGGAAUCAUCGAACCUGAAGAGAUGUGA
Molecule: messenger RNA, 3369 nt
Organism: Acaulospora morrowiae
Lineage: Eukaryota; Fungi; Glomeromycota; Glomeromycetes; Diversisporales; Acaulosporaceae
Source: the annotation of a GenBank genome assembly